Molecule: messenger RNA, 1736 nt
Organism: Rhinichthys klamathensis goyatoka
Lineage: Eukaryota; Metazoa; Chordata; Actinopteri; Cypriniformes; Leuciscidae
Gene: cnot8
Product: CCR4-NOT transcription complex, subunit 8
Exons: 7
Coding region: 202-1059 (285 amino acids)
Cellular component (GO): CCR4-NOT core complex; CCR4-NOT complex; P-body
Molecular function (GO): poly(A)-specific ribonuclease activity; nucleic acid binding
Source: RefSeq, a predicted model, not a curated record
GGGUAUUUUCCCACAACCCCGCGGAACCGGAAGCAGCGCGCUGUGUGUUUAGAGUCGCUGCUACUGCUAGCUGCACAGCGGCUUCUACAUCUACGCUGAAGAACACCUAACAACCUGCCAGAGUUUAUUUUCCUUGUGAGAGCUUCAGGAUCGCUGGGAUACUCGAUCAGUUCCUCGGCCUUCAUCAUCAUCAUCAUCAUCAUGCCAGCCGCACUUGCAGAUACCAGUCAAAUUAUCUGUGAGGUAUGGGCCAGCAAUGUGGAGGAGGAGAUGAGGAAGAUCCGACAGAUCAUUCAAAACUACAACUACAUCGCCAUGGACACAGAGUUUCCUGGCGUUGUAGUUCGUCCCAUUGGAGAGUUUCGCAGUACUGUUGACUAUCAGUACCAGCUCCUGAGGUGCAACGUGGACCUUUUAAAAAUCAUCCAGCUGGGUUUGACGUUUAUGAAUGAAGAGGGAGACUACCCGCCUGGAACCACAACAUGGCAGUUCAACUUCAAGUUCAAUCUGACAGAGGACAUGUACUCCCAGGACUCCAUAGAUCUCCUCCAGAACUCUGGGCUGCAGUUUAAGAAGCACGAGGAGGAGGGCAUCGACACACUCUACUUCGCAGAGCUCCUGAUGACGUCAGGCCUGGUGCUGUGUGAAAAUGUCAAGUGGCUCUCCUUUCACAGUGGAUAUGAUUUUGGAUACCUGGUGAAGCUCCUCACAGACACCCGGCUGCCAGAAGAGGAACACGAGUUCUUUCAGAUCUUAAACCUUUUCUUCCCAGCCAUUUACGACGUCAAAUAUCUUAUGAAGAGCUGCAAAAACCUCAAGGGUGGACUUCAGGAGGUUGCGGACCAGCUGGAGCUGAAAAGGAUCGGCAGGCAGCAUCAGGCCGGCUCGGACUCGCUGCUCACUGGAAUGGCUUUCUUCCGCAUGAAAGAGCUGUUUUUUGAAGACAACAUCGACGAUGCCAAGUACUGUGGGCGACUCUAUGGCCUGGGAUCCGGUUCCUCUCAAAGUCAGAACGGAAUCUCCAAUUCCUCGCAGGAGGAAGCCAACAACAAGCACUGACUAAAACCAAGUGGAUGACGCACUUGUUUUAAUCCCACUCAGCAUUGUUCUUUACAAAGAUGAUUUCAAAUGAUUCAUGCAUUCUAAAGGGACAUUGGGAAAUGCAAACAAGCUAAUCUCCGAUUCUGUUCUGCUCUGUAGUCCAUCACACCACGACGUUCCAGGACUCUAGAUGUGCUCCUGUUCUUCCCAUCGGCUGCUUUUUUGAACAUUUUAUCUUUUGUUUUACAGUAUUAAAAACACCAUCGUUUUAAGCAUGGGACCAGCGCUUGUGUAUCUUACUGCUUACGAGACUCCAGGCAUUUUAAUAUGCUCUGUCCUUUUUAGAAAUGUUUUGAUAUUUUCUGGAAAGGCUUGAGAUUGAAUCAUCACUGCGAUAAGAGGAAAUGCCUUCUCAACGUUGGAACACGUGACUUUGGGGUUGUGUUUUUAAAACAAGCCAGCAUGUAUGUAUAUUAAGAUCGAAACUUUCAAAAAGAGAUUGCUAUCUUUAAGCAUUUUUCCUGUAAUAAAUACAUUUUAGAUUGAGGUUUGGGGCAUCUUUGAGAACACAAGUCCACUGGUCCUAUGUAACCGUUUUAAAUUUGUUCGUCACACGAUCUCGACUGUUUGUGGUACGUGUUUUUAUUGUAUCUGUUGUUCGAGGCAGUUGUGUAUUAAAAUGUUUUCUAUCGCCA